Messenger RNA from Populus euphratica (Euphrates poplar), 336 nucleotides. Its product is annotated as cysteine proteinase inhibitor 1-like. The record is from RefSeq and is a predicted model, not a curated record. Bases 1 to 336 code for a protein of 111 amino acids. Gene Ontology annotation, molecular function: cysteine-type endopeptidase inhibitor activity. NCBI's taxonomy places the organism in Eukaryota, Viridiplantae, Streptophyta, Magnoliopsida, Malpighiales, Salicaceae. The transcript has a single exon.
AUGAAACGACAAACACCAGCCCUCUCCCUCCUCUUCAUCGCCAUAACUAUGGUGGUGGUUGAUGUAACGCUGGCAGACGGAUGGAUUCCAAUAAAGAACUUGGAAAACAAUCACGUGGUAAAGAUUGCAGAGUUCGCUGUAAAAGAACAUAACAGGCAAGCUGGAUCCGAGUUGAGGCUUUAUAGUAUCCAAAAAGGGGAAUUGCAGGUCAAAGAAGGCACGGAUUAUCGGCUUCUUUUGGCAGUGAUAGGGGCUGGUAGACUGUAUGAGGCUGUUGUGCAUGAGACUUAUGAUUAUUCGACGGUUCUAAUAUCUUUUGUGCCUUUAAAGGGUUAA